Messenger RNA from Gavia stellata (red-throated loon), 2297 nucleotides. It is a transcript of the gene GJA9, whose product is annotated as gap junction protein alpha 9. The transcript has a single exon. Gene Ontology annotation, cellular component: connexin complex. Bases 735 to 2297 code for a protein of 520 amino acids. Gene Ontology annotation, biological process: cell communication. NCBI's taxonomy places the organism in Eukaryota, Metazoa, Chordata, Aves, Gaviiformes, Gaviidae. The record is from RefSeq and is a predicted model, not a curated record.
CAAUGCUUGACACUUAGGCACUCUAUUGUGUAUUUCAAAUGCAGGUAUUGCUGAUCAGAGGAAACCGGACCGAUUAUGGUGAUUCUAUUUGUUUGCUUGUCAUUGAUGGCCGCAAACAAAAAGCAACUGUCUGCGCCGAAUUAUAAGCUUAAACAUUUUUUUUAAUUUAACAAUGCAGUUUUAACGAGAUGUUCUAUUGCCUCUCGAGUUCCUUUGUAUAACCAAUUUUUGCUGCGAAACGGUAAUUGGACAUUACCAUAACUUCAGCUGCGACGUGGGGCUCAAAACAUCUGAAAAGGAGGCCCGGGAAAUAUUUCUCUACCUUCGUAAGUGUCCUAAGUAUAAACGUACUGCUCCCACGCUGCUGUCGGAUGAUGGUUCAAACGGACCGCGUAAUGCUCCUAAAAUCCUACUCCAGGUCAGGCCACCUUGGUUUCCACUGACUCGAUGCAGACUGAGGCUGCUUAAUACCUCAGUGAUGUGCUUAUCAGCAUGUCUUUCACUGAUAAAUUAGACACGGGUGGAUGAUGCGCUUCUCCAUCUUGUAGAUGAGCAAGAAUAAUACCUAGAUUAUCAAUGAGCAGUGGGUCAUGUUGCCAUGAUUACAAUGUGAGAUACGGUGGGUUUUCCCAGUGUCGUAUUUUUCGUAAUGCGUUAAGGAAGAACUGCAGCUUUUGCAAUGUUUGAUACUCUUUUUCUCUCGUAUAUUUUAGUGUUAGGAUGGCAGAAUAACCAUGGGAGACUGGAAUUUCCUUGGAGGCAUUUUAGAGGAGGUCCACAUUCAUUCCACUAUUAUUGGAAAGAUUUGGCUAACGAUCCUCUUCAUAUUUCGAAUGCUUGUCCUCGGAGUGGCGACUGAGGAUGUCUGGAACGAUGAACAGUCAGAAUUUAUAUGCAAUACCGAGCAACCUGGUUGCAGAAACGUGUGCUAUGAUGAGGCCUUUCCCAUCUCUCUCAUAAGAUACUGGGUCUUGCAAGUUAUAUUUGUGUCUUCUCCUUCCUUGGUGUAUAUGGGUCAUGCCUUAUACAGACUAAGAGCCUUGGAAAAAGAGAGGCAAAAAAAGAAAGCUCAGGUAAGAGUGGAACUUGAAAGCACUGAAUUAGAAAUGACUGAAAAUCGGAAAAGGCUGGAGAGAGAACUCCGGCAACUGGAUCAAAGAAAGUUAAACAAAGCACCCCUGAGAGGCUCUUUGCUCGGCACUUACGUGAUACAUAUUUUCACAAGAUCUGCAGUGGAAGUCGGUUUUAUGAUUGGGCAGUAUCUUCUUUAUGGCUUUCAUCUAGAUCCCCUUUAUAAAUGUCAGAGAGAUCCAUGUCCAAACACAGUUGACUGCUUUGUAUCUAGACCAACAGAAAAGACAGUGUUCAUAGUAUUCAUGCAAUCAAUAGCGACUGUAUCAUUGCUUUUAAAUAUCCUAGAAAUUAUCCACCUAGGGUUCCGAAAAAUUAAAAUGGGACUCUGCGGGCAGAAUAAAAACAAGGACGACCCUGACAAUUUCUACGUAAACAAAUCUAAGAAAUACCCUGGGAUACCUCACUCUUCUUUGGGAAUAUCCAGCACCCCUCAAAAAACUCUUCCUUCUGCACUUAGCGGUUACACCUUUUUAAUGGAAAAGCAAUCUGAUACUGCUAUCUACCCGGUUCUAAAUUCUCCUCCCGUGCUUCAGUCCGUGCAAAAUAACCGUACAGAAAGCAGCAGCAAUUACACCCAUCGCAAUCAGGAAAAUAAAUCGCCAAAGAAGAGGCCAGCUACAAAUGCUUUAGACAGUCAGACUCAAAAUACUAGCACAAAUAAUAAUGAAGGCUUCCUUGGUGAGCUUGGGACUGAAGCGCAUGAUGCUCAAAAAGAAGCUGAAAGGAAACAUUUCCUUGUUGGUAUUCGGAAUGCAGAUACAGCUUCGAGCACGUGCUUGAGAAGCUUUGCUGAAAUGCCACCUCAAACUUCCCUGCAACCCGAUACCACUUUUCCUAUUACCGGUUUCAGAAGACAACAUGGAAUUGGUUCGUCUUGGAACUGCUCGACAAUGGUUGAGAGUGCAGGAGCUUCAACAAAUUCUCUUCCAAAGAACUGCACCAGAAGACAAAGCAGUUUCAGUGCAAACAAAGCCCAACCUCCUUACAACGCUGACGUAAAACGUUCUAGCCGACCAGACACUCCUGACUCUACAGGGGAGGUGAGCUCAGAAUCUAAACAAAGUAGAAACUGCGAUAGUCCUAAGCCUUUCUCUCUGUCUAGGCGAGUGUCGCUGUCAAGUAAUGCCAGCAGCAGGCGUGCCCCCACCGAUCUUCAAAUAUAG